AUGGCUGGCAACCCCCAAUUUAUCUUGAAAUGGCUUAGCCUAUUCGCCAUGGUGCUGGGAGCAUUCAGUGGCGCGACUGAUGAGCUAUUUCUGGACCUUGAUGGUGAAUCAUAUGUGUCUGCCGUACGUGAAAGUCGUUACGGCGAUGCCGUGUGGGCGCGGUAUCAUAUGGAUGGUCGAGCUGUGGGCAACAUCAUCGAGGCAGACAACACUACUGUGACAAAGGAGCUGCUUGACGAUGCCACGGGCUACAGGCUCGGCAAUCCGGAACUCUACAACCAAGUGGCCACCAGAUACAACACCACUAGCUCGAACGACGGACAUCGGGAACUUGUCGACAUUAUCAUCGGUGUUCUAGAUGAAGACCUCAAGGCUCUUGAAAAGCGGGAUGUGACAUACACUAUCAAGUGCAGCAGCUCAAAUCUAGCCCCACGUAGUUCUUGCUACGAGUUGCUUCAGGACAUGAACCAGUACCAAACAGACCUUGGCUCAACACGAAGUCUGGACCUGAAUAAGGCCGGUCCCUCGCCAAUGACCCUUGGACCACUUGACAAUCGAAGGAAUAUGAACGCGCACCAGUAG
This is a messenger RNA of Aspergillus neoniger CBS 115656, 582 nucleotides long. RefSeq lists its product as uncharacterized. The coding region runs from base 1 to 582 and encodes 193 amino acids. The record is from RefSeq and is a predicted model, not a curated record. NCBI's taxonomy places the organism in Eukaryota, Fungi, Ascomycota, Eurotiomycetes, Eurotiales, Aspergillaceae. The transcript is spliced from 3 exons.